Molecule: messenger RNA, 677 nt
Organism: Trichomonas vaginalis G3
Lineage: Eukaryota; Parabasalia; Trichomonadida; Trichomonadidae
Exons: 1
Source: RefSeq, a predicted model, not a curated record
AUGAACAAAAACGGAACAGCUAAAAUGAAUGAUAAUCAAAUUAGAGCAGAAGGUAGAAGGUUAUUUAAACGCUUCUAUAACAUUCCUGAUGGUGUUAAUCCUAAAACUCGUAGAAGCUAUUUAAAUGAAGCAAUAGAUGCAUAUGAAGGGUUUGACAUUUCAUCAGAAAGUGAGAGAUUAGCGAGAAUGUUAAAUGUUAAUAUUGAUUUCUAUUAUUGUGAUCCUCAACCAGAAGACGUGGACAUAAAUAAGGUAGACUUUCCAUUAGUGGAAUCAAUAAUGAUAGAUCCAGAAUUUGAAACAGUAAAUAUUUUAUUAACACAGAGUCCAUGUGGAAAACUUCACGCUGACAGAAUAACAGACGUUGAAGCACUCACCGGCUAUAAAGUUUGUCCAUAUUGUAAAGAAGAAGUUUAUUCUAUCCGUGAUGAUCCAGAAAGGAAAAACCAAAGAAGAUUUUUAAAGCAUUGUGAGAAAUGUAAAGAAAAUAAUGGAAGAUUAAUUCAAGACGUUCAAUUGCAAAAGACCCAGCAACCAUAUGCACCACAUAUUACGAAACAGAAGAUAUAUCAGUGGUUAUUAGCUCAUAAUUUGCAGGAAUAUUAUCAACCGACAAGAUAUUAUAUUACUUUUGACUUUGAAACAUUAGAGACUAAAGAAGAAUUACAACUUUCUGA